Molecule: messenger RNA, 225 nt
Organism: Strongyloides ratti
Lineage: Eukaryota; Metazoa; Nematoda; Chromadorea; Rhabditida; Strongyloididae
Exons: 3
Coding region: 1-225 (74 amino acids)
Source: RefSeq, a predicted model, not a curated record
AUGCAACGACCAGAAAAAGCUUAUCAAUCAAAAAAUGAUGAUCUUCAGAAAUUAAAAGAAGAGUACAUAAAACGACGUAUGGCUGAUACUUCAUACCGUCCCUAUCCAAUACAAUAUUCAAUGUUUGACGAUGAUAAUUCUUUAUCAGAUUCUGUAGCAGGUAAUAAAAUGAGAUGGAAUCAAAUGUCAAAAUUUUCAAAUAUUUUUACUGGAAAAAAACAAUAG